UUACAUGCGACCGCCCUGAGCUUCGAUUGAGCAUGUCUCUAAUGUUACUUGAUGUUGUUACCAGCAUGUUCACCAGCAUAGGUCUUGUUGCUCUCGCAACACUCGGAUCUCUCCAACAAUGCAUGGCCACCGCCAACCUCUCGCCCGCUGUCCUGAAACGAGAUACCUCGCCGCCUGAGGCAGGCAGCCUUGUGAAGAGGGAAGUCUGCUCGGACGGCACCCGAUGCAUUGUAGGCAGCUGCUGUGGUGACGGGUGCUCCUGGAACUGUUGUGGUCUGGACCAAGGCGGAUGUAAGAUCCCAUCCCUCAAUGAGCAGUCCUCUAGCUGCGCAUAGGACUAUGGAUGACUGACCGACGCAACAGUUGGAUGCGACCUGGGCGCGCGGUGCCAGUUCGACGGCGAUGUUUUCAUCGGAUGCUGUGACAACUUCGUCGGGUAUGCCUCGUUCACUAGUCACUC
This is a messenger RNA of Aspergillus brunneoviolaceus CBS 621.78, 460 nucleotides long. Its product is annotated as putative GPI anchored protein. The record is from RefSeq and is a predicted model, not a curated record. Bases 66 to 335 code for a protein of 89 amino acids. NCBI's taxonomy places the organism in Eukaryota, Fungi, Ascomycota, Eurotiomycetes, Eurotiales, Aspergillaceae. The transcript has a single exon.